AUGGGACUCGUACGAUUUCCAGAGAACUAUGAGCUGCACAUCAAGAACAGGGUUUUACAAAAUAAAUUUGCCGAUAAUGAAACUAUUGCGGGAUCCACGAUUUUAAUUAAGAUGGAUGAAACGCACAAAAUAGUAGCAGCAUGGGCUAAGCAGACAUUGCUGGAGAAAUAUCUCAAGUUCCUUAAAAACAUUGCACUUGCAUGUUCAAUUGAUCAUGGGAUUCUUGCACCUGCAAUUAAGUACAACGCAAUCUACGGCUCCACUAAAAUUUUCGACAUGAUCACAUACGUACAGCCAAGCUCCAUGUUGUUCUUCAUGUUUAUGCUACCGAUGGGAACCGUUCUGCAAUUGGCGGAAGACAAAGUUACCGGCAUCGAGGACAGGGAGCAUGUUACAGGGAUAAAUAUGUGGCAUCAACUAAUCGCCUACAUUACUGCACAAAGUGUCAUGAUAUUCUUACAAAUGUCUAUAUUUCUUGGAACGCUGUGUGGCAUUUAUGGCAUGGCGAUUCAUGGGUCCCACAUCCAAGCGAUUGUGUUUGUAUAUUUGACCGCUUUGUCUGGACUAUUGAUUGGUUUCAUGAUUAGCAAGCUGUAUGCCCACGUGAUUGAAAUUCUCUUUGUUAUAUUAUUUUUCACCGUGUCACAAAUGGCUUCAUCGGGAAUGAUAUAUCCCCUGGAAAUACUGCCUUGGGCUGAACGAUAUGUCUUUCAAUCCUUCCCAGUAACGCUUAUGGUGGAUACAUUCAGAUCAAUUUGCACGAGGGGGUGGGACAUCACCCAAUUCAAUGUUGGCCGAGGUUUUCUGGCGUGUGCUUUCUGGAUAUUGUUAUCUUUAGUCGUUUCAACGUUAGCAGAACGCAGGAAGCGCAAAUCAUUAUAA
Messenger RNA from Folsomia candida, 882 nucleotides. RefSeq lists its product as uncharacterized. The transcript has 6 exons. The record is from RefSeq and is a predicted model, not a curated record. Gene Ontology annotation, molecular function: ABC-type transporter activity. NCBI's taxonomy places the organism in Eukaryota, Metazoa, Arthropoda, Collembola, Entomobryomorpha, Isotomidae. Gene Ontology annotation, biological process: transmembrane transport. Gene Ontology annotation, cellular component: plasma membrane. The coding region runs from base 1 to 882 and encodes 293 amino acids.